AUGGCAGCUCCAGUCCUCCCUGAUUCGGACUCGCAAACGUUUCGCGUUCUCGUCCUGCCAGGCGACCACGUCGGUCCAGAGGUUAUGACCGAAGCCAUUCGAGUCUUGGACGUUGUUCAAGCGAACUCGGAAGGCAAGGUCAAGUUCGAGUAUAACUGGCAGAUUGCAGGCGGUUGCAGUAUCGACAAACACGGUACGCCCAUCACAGACGAGGUCCUGCGUAUUGCUAAGGAAGAGUCCGAUGCUGUGUUGUUCGGCAGUGUUGGCGGGCCUGAAUGGGGCACAGCCCAACCCAAUCCUGAGUCCGGCCUUCUUCGACUACGCCGCCACCUCGAUGCAUUCGCCAACGUCCGUCCCUGCACAUUCUAUUCGAAAUCCCUGAUUCCGUUGUCGCCCUUGAAACCUGAAAUCGCCGAAGGCACCAACUUCAUUGUUCUCCGCGAGAACUGUGGCGGCGCCUACUUCGGUGAGAAGGUCGAGGAAGCCGACCACGCAAGCGACUCGUGGGCGUACAAACGGGACGAGAUCGAGCGAUGCGCUCGGGUCGCCGCAGCCCUAGCAACGACAAUGGGCAAAGACGGCCUCGGCACAGGUCAGUGUCCUGAAGGCCCGGCGACAGUAUGGUCCAGCGACAAAGCCAACGUCCUCGCAUCAGGCAGACUGUGGAGAAAAGUCACCACCGAAGUCUUCGAGAAGGAGUUCCUUCACAUCGACCUCAAGCACCAGCUCGCCGACAGUUUGAGCAUGCUGAUGGUGAAGAAUCCGCGUGGUUUCAACGGGGUAAUUCACACGGACAACACCUUCGGCGACAUGCUCUCAGACCAGGCCGGCGGUGUUGUCGGUACGUUGGGCGUCCUUCCUAGCGCCAGUCUAUGCGGUAUUCCCGACGGUGGUCGCUGCAACGGCAUCUACGAGCCUGUCCACGGCUCCGCGCCCGAUAUCGCGGGCAGAGGCAUCGUGAACCCUACAGCUCAGAUCCUCUCCGCGGCCAUGAUGCUGCGGUACUCAUUUGGUCUCGCACAAGAAGCGACGGCUAUUGAAAACGCGGUCGAGAAGGUCCUGGACGGCAAGGACAUUGGCGGUCUAGAGAUUCGCAGUGGAGAUCUCGGUGGACGUGCUACCACCAAGGAGAUGGGAGACGCGGUGUGCUCGGUUCUCGAGCUAAUUUUGAAGGGAAACAGCACUGGUGUACCCAAGGGCACGAAUGGCAAUACGGAGAACCUAGUCUCGCCUGUCCAUGAGACGCACAGCCAGGAGAACAAGAAGUGGGAGAAGCUGUUGAAGAAGGAACAUGUGCCGACCGGACCCCAGGAGAGUCUCGCCUUGUAG
Messenger RNA from Exophiala viscosa, 1329 nucleotides. Its product is annotated as 3-isopropylmalate dehydrogenase. Gene Ontology annotation, biological process: L-leucine biosynthetic process. The transcript is spliced from 2 exons. Lineage: Eukaryota; Fungi; Ascomycota; Eurotiomycetes; Chaetothyriales; Herpotrichiellaceae. Bases 1 to 1329 code for a protein of 442 amino acids. The record is from RefSeq and is a predicted model, not a curated record. Gene Ontology annotation, cellular component: cytosol. Gene Ontology annotation, molecular function: 3-isopropylmalate dehydrogenase activity; magnesium ion binding; NAD binding.